CUCCAAAUUUAUGGUACAAUAAAGAAAUAUCAGUUAAAAGUUUAAUAACAAAACAUAUGCUAACUUUAUUUUAUUGUAUUUCCGAUACAGGAGUCGAAUACUUAAAGUUUGUGCAUAGUAGUUCUUCUAAGGAUUAAUGAAUGAUUUAAAUUUAAAUAUCCCGCCAUGUGAUACUAGUUACUUUUCGUUUGAUAAAAUUCAAAUCUAGGGUAAUUUAUGCACUGGUCGUUUUAUGUCAAUUUUAAAAAUCAAUGUGUGCACAGUUUUUGUUUGUAUUGGUGUUAUAACAGUUUUACGAAAGGCCGACAACAUUUCUGAGGGGUUAAUAUGUCAAGGGAGUUAAAUUUUAAUGAAAAAACGAUUUUAUCAACACCAAAUCCCAUUCAUUCUUCAAGCAUGGCUGCAGAAAGGAAGAAAAAAAUCGACAUGAGUUUUUUAAACGACAUGCCUCAAAGAUUCAGCGGAGGCGAGGAAUCUCUUGGAAUUCUUUCGAUAAAAAGCAGUGAUACAAGUUUACUGCCUUCUGCACUCUUAGAUGUCGCCAAGCAAAGAGAAAGUGAAUGUGAGAAAGCUAGAAAGUCCAUGCAAAGCUUUGACUUGAAACACGGCCAGCUUACUUCUCUACCAUCCCGAUUUUUGAGGAAAUCUGAUGUUUCUGAAGGUAGCUAUGGAGGUUUUGUUCGUUCUGAAAGUACCAUUAGUGAAACUGAUUUACUUCCUGGUAAUUGUUCUACACCUAGAGGAUCAUUAAUGAAAGACGAGUUUGUAAUGAGAGAAUGUCAACUUUCUUCGAGUAAUAAUCGUCUGUCGCAACAGCUCAAUAGUUACGCGCAAAAGUUGCGAAGUGGUGAGGCUGAUACUCUUAAAGUAAUGGAAAGUAUUUACAAAGAGAUGAAUACUACAGAGGGAAUUUUUCAAUCAGGCGCAGACGCAAUAGCUAUAUUCGAAGAGGAUGAGAAAUCAUGGAAAAAAGAGAAACACAUCCCUGGAAUACCAAAGGAAUUUUCUUUGACUUACAAUGAUGACAUGAAGGUGUCUGUGGGUUCUUUCUUCAUAAAGAAGUCUGACAAUAUUCCAGAACUAUUUGCUAAAAGUCCACAAAAGCUCCAAGCGCCUAUUCCGUUAAUUGAAACUUCAGUAUGCGAUCAGGGUUUUUGUCUUUCUGAUGACAGUGUACGCAUCAGCGAGAUACAAAACAUUCCUGGUGAUGACAGUGUGCGUGUUAGUCAAAUACAAAACAUUUUGUCAUCAGAUGAGUCACCAACUAACGCGCUAAAUAAGUUACUGAAACCUAAGAGACCAACAAAAACAAAAAGUCCACUGAGAAAAUCACUACCAAAAAGUCCUCAAAAGGAAUUUUCAUUGCCAAAAUGUCCAAUCCAAACGUCACUACCAAACAAUUUGGAUAAAUGUGGUAAGGAUAUUACUGAUGAAGCAGUUAAAGAAAAUAUUUGUCCAGACUUUAAUCAAGAGAAGUCUGUACUUUCAACAAGAAGCUCCAGUGCCUUAAGUAAUUUACCCAAUGGAAAAUUGCCUAUUGGUACAACAAAGACUGAACUUAUUUGGGGUUGCGUUAAAGUAGGUAAAAGUAGCUCACAGGAAUUUAUUGUCAGAAAUAAUUCAUCCAGUCGACUUGGAAUCCAGUGUUCAGUCUCAAAUCCCUCAUUUCGACUGAACAAGGAAGGGACGGAAUUAAGUUUUUUAAACACGAUUAAGGUAGUUUUACACCCCUAUGAAUCCAGAAGUCUUACCGUGACUUUCGCUCCUACUACAUUGGGAGCUGCAGUUGAUAGUCUUCACUUUUCUUCAAUAGAUCCCAGUCAUAAACAGUCAGUUAAACAGUUUGUAAAAUUGUAUGGCUGUGGAGGCUAUGGCAACGUUACCAUUCACGGAAUAAUUAAAGAUACUACUGGAAAAUUUUUAUUGUCUUUAGGUAACGUUGAUGAACUGCAAGAACUGAAACAAAAUUUUGUGAUCAAGAAUCAUGGAUCUCUAGCGGCAUUUACUUACUUUGAUCUUAUUUUAAAUGGUUUGUACGCGUUUUCAAAUAUUGAGAUUUAUCCACUAAUGGCUGUGUUAUUACCUGGCGAAGAGCGGGAAGUAGUUGUCAAAUACAAUCUUCAAAAGAAGGACUUCACUUACAUUAAGUCUAAAAUAGGUAACAGUUGUGUUAUUGAUAUUGGAAAGCUUCAAGUAAUUCAUGGAACAGAAGUUGAUAGAGCGCGGCUUAGAAAAUUAUGGCAAAGGGCGAAGGAGAAAAAUCAAGAUUUUAACCCUUAUAUAUCAGAUUUGGUUAUGAAAUUCCCAGGAGAAGUAAUUCCAAAUGAUCUAAAAUACUUCAAAGAAUCUUUAUCUUGCAUGGAAGAGGUUCUAAAAUUGCUCAACAAAGAGGAAAUAACUGUAACCUUGGAACAAGAUGUAGACCAAACACUACUUGGGCAACUACAAGAUGAAACAGCUAUGUUUUAUAGUCUAUGUGAAAAUACUGCUGUCAACGCAAACAACACUAUGUGUGGAGAGACGUGCCAGGUAGAACCUAUGAGAAUUAUUCUAACACCACCAGAUAAAAUCAAAGACAGAAUUUUCUUAACUAAUAAUUCUAAAAAGACGCUUUAUUUUGAAGUUGCUUCAACACCAGAGAGUUUGUACUUAAAGCCCAAGAGUGGCACUAUUUAUUCAGAUGAAACUCAAAUUAUUGAACUUACUUAUGUGAAAAAAUGCAAUGAUAAGACUGUUUUUAAAGUGACGAUUUUAGUUGAUAAUGAGAGUUUUGAGGUUGAUGUUAAAGUUGUGUUUGUAAAAAUGUAAACAUGCUGGGUAUACUCGCCAAUUAAUUGUAUUUUUGUACCCGAAUUAAAUUAUUUUUCAUGA
Zophobas morio is the source of this 2871-nucleotide messenger RNA. RefSeq lists its product as uncharacterized. Bases 328 to 2808 code for a protein of 826 amino acids. Lineage: Eukaryota; Metazoa; Arthropoda; Insecta; Coleoptera; Tenebrionidae. The transcript is spliced from 2 exons. The record is from RefSeq and is a predicted model, not a curated record.